CAUUGCAUACCAAUCCACUACUUCACUUCCCAAAAAUUAAAGGCCCUUCUUCAUCUCUUCAUCAUGCCUUCUACCCAAUGAUUCCCUCCGGCAAAAGCCCAAAUUUACCUUUACCAUCAUGACUAGUCUCUUCCAUUUCAAGACCACAGCUGGUCAUCGUCACAAUUAUCCACAAGUGGUUUGCCCUAAUCAUGCGGUGAUCGGCGGCAACCGCCACGUCAUGACAAGCAAAUCAACUGUUAAUCCCUCCGUCCUGCGGCUUAACAAGUAUGGAACUCCGGCGAUAGACUCACCCAAGGAAAGAGUAGCAUGGGUCGUCGACACCAAGUCUCCGUCGACGGGGAAGUUCGGUAGGUUUGGUGGCAAGUUCGUCGCCGAGACCCUCAUUUCCGCUCUGGAAGAGCUUGAAGUCGUGUUUCAUCAAGUUCUGCAAGAUCCUGAAUUUCAGGAGGAGCUAACGACGGCACUAAAGGACUACGUAGGCAGGGAAACCCCGCUCUACUACGCGGAGCGCCUCACGGCCCACUACAAGGCCCAAAACAUGGGCCGAGGUCCAGACAUCUACAUCAAGCGCGAGGACCUGGCCCACCUCGGGGCCCACAAGAUGAACAACGCACUGGCCCAGGCAAUCAUCGCCAAACGGAUGGGCCUCACCGCCGUCAUAGCGGCGACCGGUGCGGGACAGCACGGAAUCGCGACGGCCGCCGCCUGUGCGAAGUUCGGACUCAGCUGCACAAUCUUCAUGGGCACCGCCGACAUGGAGAAACAGCCGUCGAGCGUAGACCUCAUGAACCUCCUCGGCGCGAAGGUCAGGCCGACGGCGGGAAGCUUCAAGGACGCCACCUCGGAUUCAAUCAGGGAUUGGACGGAAAAAUUGGGGGAAGUUUACUACUUGGCUGGCACGGCGGUUGGCCCCCACCCUUGCCCGACGAUGGUUCGGGAGUUUCAGUCGGUGAUCGGGAGGGAGACGCGGCGGCAGGCGGCGGAGAAAUGGGGCGGGACUCCCGACGCGGUGGUUGCCUGCGUCGGGAGCGGCUCGAAUGCGCUGGGGAUUUUCCACGAAUUUGUGCGGGAUCCGACGGUGAGGCUGAUCGGAGUGGAGGCGGCGGGGUUUGGACUGAACACCGGGAAACACGCGGCGACGCUGGCCGCCGGUGAAGUUGGGGUUUAUCACGGCGCGAUGAGCUACUUGUUGCAGGAUGAGGAAGGGCAGAUUACCUGUCCGCACUCCGUCGGCGUUGGGAUGGAGUAUCCUGGGGUGGCACCGGAGUUGAGCUUUCUGAAGGAGACCGGAAGAAUGGAGUUCUACUCAGCUUCAGACGAAGAGGCUGUCGAAGCAUACAGAAGGGUGGCUAGAUUAGAAGGCAUACUCCCAGCACUGGAGGCUUCUCAUGCAUUUGCAUACCUGGAGAAACUGUGCCCUACUAUGCCCGACGGAGCCAAAAUCAUCAUAAGUUGCAGCGGACGAGGAGAAAAAGAUACAGAAACGGUUUUUAACUACCCGAUCAGUUAAGGAAAGCCAGACAGGGCUAGAUGUGAACACUGAAAACCAAUAAGGUAUAGUUUGGCAGAAGAACAUCAUAGCUGUAGUCUAUGUACAUAGAUAAGCAAAUGCAACUACAGUAGAGUAAAAACUGGAGAUGUCAUUGAGAAUGUAAUAGAUGUCGAGACAGCGAGACUCGAGUGUGGGUCCAUGGAGAUGGAUGGAGAAGUAUGUGUGGUAUAGUAUUCUCUACAACUGUAACAGUUUCAUCCGAACCAGGGAUAGGAUAGCAUAGCUAAAGCCAAACAUUACGAUUGGUUAAAAGGAAGCAGAUUAGAACACAGCAUCAUUCAUUUCAACACUCCAACUACUAACCAUCCAAAUUCAUUUAUAAAAUUACUAGAGGAAAC
Linum tenue is the source of this 1893-nucleotide messenger RNA. NCBI's taxonomy places the organism in Eukaryota, Viridiplantae, Streptophyta, Magnoliopsida, Malpighiales, Linaceae. The record is from the annotation of a GenBank genome assembly.